This is a messenger RNA of Labeo rohita (rohu), 5240 nucleotides long. It is a transcript of the gene slco3a1b, whose product is annotated as solute carrier organic anion transporter family member 3A1b. Gene Ontology annotation, biological process: transmembrane transport; prostaglandin transport; sodium-independent organic anion transport. The record is from RefSeq and is a predicted model, not a curated record. Lineage: Eukaryota; Metazoa; Chordata; Actinopteri; Cypriniformes; Cyprinidae. The coding region runs from base 423 to 2495 and encodes 690 amino acids. Gene Ontology annotation, cellular component: membrane. Gene Ontology annotation, molecular function: protein binding. The transcript has 10 exons.
GGAGAGAGAGGUCAUCAUCAUUUGGUGCAGGCUGUGGUGUAGAUGAGGACACGCAUGAGCUGAGUCCUCCACACCGGCAAACUCUCCUCACGCAAGAGUCACUGUAAGCGCCUCACGUAAUACCGAAUCGCAGUUUCCGUGUGUCGGUGAUGUUCAUGGUUAUUAAUAGGCUGCCGUGGUCUUCCGUCGGUUUCUUUGGACCAUUCAGAUCACCGUAUCAGAUGCGAGUGCGCAGUUUCUGAGGUGACAAUACAAAGGACGUUCAAGAUUCAUUUCAUACGACUCGAUUUGAACGCGGACCGUAACCGGAGGCGAUGUUAAUGGAGCCGUGCACGUCUUGUUGAGGAUCCAUCUGCACUCGUCCUCAAUGGUCACCUUCUGUCCGAGCCUGUCUUUCUGCUUGCUGCAGUCCGCAUCAGAGGAUGUACGCGGAGGGAAGCACGCCAGACACUGAGCCAGACGAGUGCCAGAAGAAGACAUCAUGCUUCUCCAACAUCAAAAUAUUCCUCAUAUCAGAAUGUGCCUUAAUGUUGGCACAGGGCACUGUAGGAGCCUAUCUGGUCAGUGUCCUCACCACGCUAGAGCGACGUUUCAACUUGCAGAGUGCUGACGUGGGUGUGAUCGCCAGCAGCUUUGAGAUUGGCAACCUUGCCCUCAUCCUAUUCGUCAGCUACUUUGGGGCCAGGGCCCACCGGCCGCGGCUGAUUGGUUGUGGAGGCAUCGUGAUGGCGCUGGGAGCGUUACUGUCAGCGCUGCCUGAGUUCUUGACCCACCAGUAUGAAUAUCAGACUGGAGAGUCACGACCUGUGGGACAGGGACAGGACGUGUGCUCCAAUACUAGCCGAGCGGGGCUCUCUGAUCCUAGUUACAUCUGUGGGAAUAGAACCAAUACCAACAUGAUGUACCUGCUGCUGAUCGGAGCUCAAAUGCUUCUCGGGGUUGGAGCGACUCCCCUGCAGCCUCUGGGCGUGUCUUACAUCGAUGAUCACGUCAGACGAGAAGACUCAUCCCUUUAUAUUGGUAUCUUAUUCUCUACACUGGUGUUUGGACCAGCCUGUGGUUUUAUUCUUGGCUCUCUGUGCACCAAAGUUUAUGUUGAUGCAGUCUUCAUUGACACAACCACGCUGGACAUCACUCCUGACGAUCCACGCUGGAUCGGUGCCUGGUGGGGCGGCUUUAUCAUCUGUGGCCUUUUCCUCUUCCUCUCCUCGUUUUUCAUGUUUGGGUUCCCACAGUCGCUGAACGAGCCUGGGGAGGGCCCAGGAGGUGAGAGUGAACAGGCCAUGCUGCCUGCUGAGCUGGUGCAGGAGUAUGAAGGAGUCAAAACCUCAGAUGACCCCGAGAUCAACACUGGCCUCACCUGCUGCCAGCACCUGCAGGUUAUCCCUAAGGUGACUAAGCAUCUGCUGUCCAACCCGGUUUUCACCUGUGUCAUUCUCGCUGCCUGCAUGGAAAUCGCUGUGGUGGCUGGAUUUGCUGCCUUCCUAGGGAAAUAUCUCGAACAGCAGUUCAACCUUUCAACGUCCUCCGCUAAUCAGCUCCUUGGUAUGACAGCAAUCCCCUGUGCUUGUCUGGGCAUUUUCCUGGGUGGGCUCCUGGUGAAGAAGUUGAAUCUGUCUGCAUUAGGGGCGAUUCGUCUGGCUAUGCUAGUCAAUAUCAUCUCUACGGCCUGCUACGUCUCCUUCCUCUUCCUUGGCUGUGAUACGGGCCCGGUCGCUGGGGUUACUGUUGCCUAUGGCAACGAGAGUCUAGGUUCAUGGGAGCGGACGGAGGCCGCGUGUCUGUCAGGCUGUAAUUGUUACACGUCUUCUCUAAGCCCCGUCUGCGGCUCCAAUGGCAUCACCUACCUCUCAGCCUGCCUGGCUGGCUGCACUAAAACCAAUCUGACAGGCUGUAAGUGCAUCGCCCAUGGCGACGGGCCGGGUACAGCCAUGCCGGGGAAGUGUUCCAGUCCAGGCUGUCAGCAGGCCUUUCUCACGUUCCUAGCAGUUGUGUGUGCAUGCAGCAUGAUCGGAGCCAUGGCCCAGACUCCAUCCGUCAUCAUCCUGAUCAGAACUGUGAGCCCAGAGCUGAAGUCAUAUGCCCUUGGAGUUCUCUUCCUGUUGCUCCGGCUGCUGGGUUUCAUUCCUCCACCUCUGAUCUUUGGCAUUGGGAUUGACUCCACCUGCCUACUGUGGAGCUCCGUAUGCGGCAUUAAAGGGGCCUGCAUGCUUUACGACAACAUAACCUACCGUUACCUUUACGUCAGCAUCGCCAUCGUUCUCAAAUCCAGCGCCUUCAUCCUCUACGCCGUCACCUGGCAGUGUCUGCGUCAGAACUACUCCAGGUACAUAAAGAACAGUGAGGACUACCUGACCCCAAGCCAGCUGUUUGCCUCCAACCUCACCCUGGACAAUCUGGGCAAGGACAUUGCACAGAACCCUUCCAACCGCACCAAGUUCAUUUACAACCUGGAUGACCACGCCUGGAGCGAGAACAUGGAGUCAGCCAUAUAGUCCCACCCCAAAGAGGGCCAGCCGGCCUAUAUGCACAUAUGCUAAUUUAGUCUCAUAUCGCUUUUAUUCAAAAGAAAAUCCAUAUAUAAGCCGAUUUCUGCACAUUCCCGCUUCUGGGGAGAAAUGGGCACUCUUUUAGCGUAUCCAGGGUGAUUUAACUAAACAGAGCCAAAUGAAUUUGACUGUUACUGUAGUCAGGAUUUGUAUAUGCUGGAUAUACGAUACGUGGAAAUGAAACGCAUCCAUUAUAUUAGGGGACGUGCUAGGUUGCAGUUCCAAAACUGAACUAUUAAUCUUCCAUUAGUCAAAACUAGCCCCAGCUUACAUAUAUGAGCACCUUUUUAGGUUUCAUUUUGGAUGGUCUUUUUAGUAUUUUUUUAAGAACUGUAAAGAAUAUUAGCAUAUAAGUUCUAUGAAUAUUAGCUAAUAUGUUUACUUGAAUAUCGUGAGGCUGUCUAUUUUUAUGGAGGGUCUUAGAAAGCUUGAUGUUAUUACUCAAUCUCUCCUCUGUACAGGCUAUUAGACUUAAAAAACGUAGAUAAAAGUGCAGAGUUUACACACGUCAUGUAACCUAUUAAUCAACCUAAAUACAUAAUAGCGAACAUUUUAGGCCCAUGUCUGUGAAAACGUAUAGCUUGACUAGACAAAAGGUUCAUUAGUUUUGUGACGCCUCGUCAUUUGUCACCUGCAGUGAUCUAAACUAAAGCAACGUGCAACAUUAAUCAGUAGUUGUUAUCAAGCAGAGGACGCUGAGGGACGAAAGAAGGAUUUAUUUCAAUGCAUGCAGGUAUUGCAUGUUGAUGCAUCAGAGCAGGCGCAUGGGAAUUUUAAGAAGUAAAUUGUUUUGGUGAAGGUAGACAUUUCCCUUCUAUUACUCCAGCAUCUUCUCAAGUGGUGUUUUAUAAUGGUAUUACGGCACCUUACGUACUUUUUUCUUCCAGUCUGUCAUCAAUAUGUUUAAGGAAAUUAACUCGGAAGACCAAACUAUGGAAGCUCGUUUCCGCCGCGGAAUAAAACAAACAAACAAAAAAAAGGUUAUGACUUAUCUCACAAUUCUGACUUUUAUCCUCUGGAUUGUGUGAUACAAACUCGCAAUUCUGUGAACAUAUCAGUUUUUUUUUUCUCUCAGAAAUGGACUUUAUUAUGGACUUUUUAUGGAGUUUGUAUCUCACAAUUCUGAAAAAAAAGUCAGAAUUGCGAGAUACAAACUCGCAAUUGUGAAAAAUAAUUAGAAUAAUUAGUAAUUCUGACUUUAUAACUCGCAAUUGUGUUUAUAUCUCACAGUUUUGAGAAAAAAUGUCAGAAUUGCAAGAUACAAAGUCGUAAUUGCGAAAAAAAAAGGCAGAAUUGAAGAUACAAACUCGCAAUUGUGAAAAAAAACCUCAGAAUUGUGAGUUUAUAUCCCACAAUUCUGACUUUAUAUCUAGUAAUUCUGACUUUAUGGCCCGGUUUCACAGAUGGGGCUUAGACUAAGCCAGGAUUAGCCCAUGGUUCAAUUAGGACUUUUAAGUAAUUUUUAUAAAUGUGCUUAGAAAAAAAACAUUACUGGUGUGCAUUCUGAGACAAAACAAAGACACUGAUAUAUUUUAAGAUCAGUCAGUUCAAGUUUCUUUUUGUUGAAACAUCUGAGACUUACAUUUUAGUCUAGGACUAGGCUUAAGCCUUGUCUGUGAAACCAGAGGUAUAACACGCAAUUGUGGGUUUAUAUCUCAGUUCUGAGAAAAAAAAAGUCAGAAUUGCGAGAUGUAAACUCAAAAUCGUGAGAAUUGUGAGAUAAAAAGUCGCAACUGAGAAAAAAAAUCAGAAUUGCGAGUUUAUGUCCCGCAAUUCUGACUUUAUAACUUGCAAUUAUGCGUUUAUAUCUCACAGUUCUGAGACAAAAAGUCAGAAAGGUGAGAUACAAACUCACAAUUGAGAAAAAAAGUCAGAAUUGAAGAUACAAACUCGCAAUUGUGAAAAAAAAAGUCAGACUUGUGAGAUAAACUCAAGUAAACUCUAAAUUGCGAGAAUUGUGAGAUAAAAAGUCGCAAUUACCUUUUUUAUUUUUUAUUCAGUGGCGGAAACGGGUUUCCGUACCAAAUGUUUUAAUUAACAGUAAAUUGUAAAACUUUUUUUUUUAAUGUUGCAAUAUAUAAAACAAGAAAAUAAACAUAAGGAUUUAUGAACUGCUAUAUCUAUCUGAGUUACAUAAAAUAACAAAAAUUAAAACAUUUUUGUAUGACAUUGGACCUAAGAAUUGGUUUCAUAUACUUAUGAAUUAUUUUCUAUGCUUUUUCUAAAAAAUAUAUAUCUGUCAAAAAAAAAAAAAAAAAAAAAAAAAAGGACGGGAAGGUGGUGGAUCCAUGGAAAUGUAAUAAAGCUAAAUGCUCUUUACAGAGGACAAUUAUUUGUUUCUGCUGCUUUUCAAAGACGGUUUACUGGAUGCAAGUAUAUUGAAGAGACCCGCACAGGGCAAAACCCGAACGCAUUAUCACCCUAUCAUGUAAAUGGCUUCCCAAGCACAUUAUUUUAAUGCACUGCAAUAUACGCCGAAACGCUUGAUUGCUUGAAUGUUGAGGCCGGUGUCAAUACAAAAUGGGAUGAUAUAAGAAUGAUGUCAUUGUUUAUAUAAUCAUUCCUCUCUAUAGAUAAUUCAUUGCCGUAAAAGUGCCAAAGUGAUGCCAUUUAAGUGUUCUGAGUUCUCUCCGAGAGGCGGUUUUUCAUAAUGCUGGAAUUGUAUAUGACCGCGAGAUGCUUUAUCGUAUU